Molecule: messenger RNA, 1356 nt
Organism: Clonostachys solani
Lineage: Eukaryota; Fungi; Ascomycota; Sordariomycetes; Hypocreales; Bionectriaceae
Source: the annotation of a GenBank genome assembly
AUGAAAGCCAAGGAAUGCCCGUUAGAAAGCCCCUACCUACGACGACAUCAAAACAGCUUGACCAGAGAGAUCGUCUAUCAUUCACACUGCAUUCGACUCUCCGAUACUGAGCUAGCUCAACGAAAUGUGGUUGCCGACAUCAACGUUCCCCUUCUUGAACGUGGCCGAAUUCUCGAUCGCCAAGGAUCAUGCGAGGAAUGGAAGCCAAGACAUUGUGAUACCAUCGACCUAAAAGUUCCAAGACCCUUCCCAACCCAGAAAUAUCCACAACUGCUCUUCGGCCUCGCCACAAGCUAUGACCGUCUUCUCGACUCGCUUUCCCAACUCUCUCACUGGCUCUCUGGCUCCGGAGCUCGUCUGGUAGUCAUCAUCAUCGACGCUAACAACCAUGCUUCGGAUCUCGGUCGCCUGCUCCACCUCUUCAGAAGCCACGAUAUCGAUCUCGUUGUCGCACCCCCCUGGGCAGAUGGAUCUCUAGGCGCAAACGAGCAGCACUUCACCAUCCUCCGCGAUAUGUUGAAUCAUCUCACUCCCGAUACCAAGUGGCUAGGUGUCAUUGACGAUGACACCUUCUUCCCUUCGCUCUAUCCACUCGCCGCUCUCCUCGCCGAUCGUGAUCAUACCAAACCUGCAUACCUCGGUGCCCUUUCAGACAGCCUCGAUGCCCUCCAAAGACACGGAAUGAUGGCAUACGGUGGGGCUGGUGCUUUCUUAAGUAUCUCGUUAGCGGAGCAGCUUGAGCCAAAGAUAGAGAGCUGCCUGAAAUCCAGCCCGUCUCCCCAGGGAGAUGCACUUCUCAAGAACUGCAUUGCCAACCAAACAACCACCGAGCUGGAACUUCUGCCAGGCCUUAAUCAGCUGGAUAUUAUGGGCGAUCCCAGUGGCUUCUAUGAAUCCGGACGGUAUCCUGUGAGCCUGCACCACUGGAAGUCUUGGCACCAGAACCCAGUUGAUCUAAUGGCGAAAACCACCGAGUUGUGUGGGUCGUGCAUGAUGCAGCGAUGGCGGUUCGGAUCUGAUACUGUGCUUUCAAACGGUUACAGCAUCGUGCAAUACAAGGAAGGGAUCGACCUCGAAGAACUCGAACACACCGAGGCAACAUUUGACUGGAGCCAUCUUUACGAAUGGAGCCUGGGACCGCUACGAAACAAAACAGAGCCACGUCUCAAAAAGAAAUAUCAGCUUGUUGAUUCCGAAAUGAUCGGUGGCACCCUGAGGCAGCUAUAUUUACACAGAGCCGAGGACUUUGGGUCAGUAGAAUACUCGUCUGGAAAACUCAUCAGCAAAUCCGACAAAGUAGCCAGGGAUGAGCUGGUGGAAUUGUGGUGGGACUGGUCGAGUCUCUUGGCGCGAUGA